CCUCCCUCCUCCGUGGUAAGAAGCGCGGACGGGCUCAUGGCUGCGGGGAGGCUGCUGUGGGCGUGGGCCGGCCUGGCCCUCCUGGGGGGCACCGCGUGGGGAGCCCCCCCUUGCCCCCUGGCCCCGCCUUUCUGGUGCCGCACCGGGGAGUCCGCGCGCACCUGCCAGGCAGAGAAGCACUGUGCCAAGCUUGACCCGGGCCCCUCUGCGGCGCCACGGGUCUCGGUCAGCCUCUACUACGAGAGCCUCUGCCCGGCCUGCCGAACCUUCCUGGUCCUGCAGCUCUUCCCCACCUGGCUGAUGCUGUCCAGCAUCAUGAACGUCACCCUGGUGCCUUAUGGGAACGCACAGGAGACGAAGGGACCCAGCCGGUGGCAGUUCGAGUGCCAACACGGCGAGGACGAGUGCUUGGGCAACAUGAUGGAGACCUGCCUCAUCGACUACUUCCAGGACAUGUCCUACGCCUUCCCGGCCAUCUUCUGCAUGGAGUCCAGUCGUAACAUCACCCAGAACUUGCCAACGUGCCUGGACCUGUACUUCCCGGAAGCUUCCCUGGCCAACAUCACCGCCUGCGUGAAGGGAGACCUGGGCAACAAGCUCAUGCACCAGAACGCCCAGCGCACCCGAAGCCUCAACCCGCCCCACCAGUACGUGCCCUGGAUCCUCAUCAACGGGAAUCACACAGAGGAUCUGCAAGGCCAAGCACAAGACUCACUCUUCAGACUGGUCUGCGACCUUUACAAGGCAAGUAUCCCUUUUUUUAAUACGUGUGCUCACGUGUCUUCAUUUGUGGGGCAUCCAAACACCCUGUAACACUAUUAUUAUUAUUAUUAUUAUUUUAUUAUGACACAGCCAAAGAGAUCUAUAUGCUGGAUUUUGUUUCACAAAACCACAAGUCGAACACUUCCCAAGUGUCUAGGACUGUGUGAUGUAUUAUUAUUAUUAUUAUUAUUAUUAUUAUUAUUAUUAUUAUUAUUAUUAUUACAAAGGUGGCCAUCUGUUGAAAUGCUUUGCUUUUGCUUUUCCUGCAUGAAGGGUGGUCCCUGGGGUGUCUGUUGCUGCUAUUAUUAUUAUUAUUAUUAUUAUUAUUAUUAUUAUUAUUAUUAUUAUUUUAUUAUGUCACAGCAAACAAGAUAGACAUGCUGGAUUUCGUAUCACAAAAUAUUAUUAUUAUUAUUAUGACACAGCAAACAAGAUAGACAUGCUGGAUUUCGUAUCACAAAAUAUUAUUAUUAUUAUUAUUAUUAUUAUUAUUAUUAUAUUAUGACACAGCAAACAAGAUAGAUAUGCUGGAUUUCGUAUCACAAAAUCACAAGUCGAACACUUCCCAAGUGUCUAGGACUGUGUGAUGUAUUUUCAGAUUAUUAUUAUUAUUAUUAUUAUUAUUAUUAUUACAAAGGCCAGGUGGUCAUCUGUUGCAAUGCUUUGCUUUUGCUUUUCCUGCAUGAAGGGUGGUCCCUGGGGUGUCUGUUGCUGCUAUUAUUAUUAUUAUUAUUAUUAUUAUUAUUAUUAUUAUUAUUAUUAUUAUUAAUUGCCUUUGUCCUGAUGUCUUGCUCCUGGGCUGCAAGGAUCAGGCCUUCUGUCUCCUUCUUCAGGGUCCCAUUCGUGAGCCAGAGCCAGGUCUUCUCCUUGUCAGCUUUUCCUUCCAUUUUGUCAAGGAACUUUCCAUGCAGUGUUUUGUUGUGCCAGCUGUCAGCUCUAGUUUGUAGUGCGGUUUUCUUGUACCGGUUUUUUGUCUGCUGUGCUUUGAGGAGUUUGUGAUUUUUGACUUCAAUCACAGCAGGUUCUUCACUUUGCUUUACAUAUUCUGCCAGGGCAUGUUGUUGUUGUUGUUGUUGUUGUUGUUGUUGUUGUUGUUGUUGUUGUUGUUCUUCUUCUUCUUCUUCUUCUUCUUCUUCUUCUUCCAGUGCAGUUCCAGCCAGUAUUGUGUUUUGUUAGGUCAUCUGCUGCCCUCCAGCGACCAAAAGGAGUAGCUGCAGAAGUAUUAAAAAUGGACAUGUCGCGCCUAUUUUUUUCCUAAUACAUUUGCAGCCCAAACCGACUUGCAUUGCGUUGCGUUCCAUGCUGACAGCUUGCUUUUCUCCUUGCAGGGAGAGCCACCGAUCGCUUGCCGGGACCAGAAGGCAGCGCCGCCCGCCCGGCCUCGUUCCCCGCAAGACGCCUAUUGAAAGGCCUCGGAAAAAUUGCCAGCUGGCUUUGUCUCAAUUUGCUGCGUAUUGAAAUUACCCAGAUCCUGUUUCCCUUUGUCGCUAGACAGCCGAUAAUAAAUCUCUGCCACCUUUGGUCUCA
Anolis carolinensis (green anole) is the source of this 2289-nucleotide messenger RNA. RefSeq names its product IFI30 lysosomal thiol reductase (gene ifi30). The transcript has 6 exons. The record is from RefSeq and is a predicted model, not a curated record. Gene Ontology annotation, cellular component: lysosome. Gene Ontology annotation, molecular function: oxidoreductase activity, acting on a sulfur group of donors, disulfide as acceptor. Bases 37 to 813 code for a protein of 258 amino acids. Lineage: Eukaryota; Metazoa; Chordata; Lepidosauria; Squamata; Anolidae.